UUCUCUUCUUGUAUUAUUCUCUAUACUUUCACUAAGAAGAAAUAGCCUUUAAUUUUCUUGUUUACCAAAUAUGGAACUCAUCACUAUUUUCCUUGUUUUCUCACUUCUUGUCCAUGGAGCUCUUGGUAAUGGAGAAAUUGUGUGUGAAGAUUUGUCAAUAGGAUUGUGUGCCUACUCAGUUGCUUCCUCAGGGAAGCGUUGCUCUUUGGAGACUUAUGAAUCAGGUGAGGGAACAACAAGGUACCAAUGCAAGACCUCAGAGGUGUUAGUGUCCAAUAUUGGCAUAGCAAAUUUGAUUGAAAGUGAUGAGUGCAUAAGUGCUUGUGGAGCUAAUAGGAACUCUGUUGGCAUUUCUUCUGAUUCACUUCUUGAAUCAAAAUUCACUUCUAAGCUUUGCUCCCAACAAUGCAACCAAAAGUGCCCCAACAUUGUUGAUCUUUACUACAAUUUGGCUUUGGGAGAAGGGAUGUAUUUGCCAGCAUUUUGCAAGGGAAGAAAUUUGAACGGACGCCAUGAAAUGAGCCAAAUCCAAAGUUCAGGUGUGGCGUUUGCACAUUCAUCUGCCUGGGACGGAUAUGGUCGACAGUUGAAUGAUGAAGGCCCAGCUGCAAGUGCUGCAUUCACAUUCGAUGAUUCGGAGGCUGAUGCUCCAUGGUGUUCAUGAAGCUUUUCCAAUUGCAUUACUAAAGGGUUCAUAAGUUGCUCUGUUUACACAUUGCUCUUUUUUGGUUGUUUGAUUUUACUAAAUAAUCUGUAGAAGUUUGAGGAUUACUUCAGUUGUCAUUUCAAUUCAUUAUAUGAACUUUAUUAUCAAUUAGUUCCAUGUUCACACUUCCCCUUUUUCUUAUCAAUGAAUGGAAGUUGCAUUA
Molecule: messenger RNA, 869 nt
Organism: Solanum dulcamara
Lineage: Eukaryota; Viridiplantae; Streptophyta; Magnoliopsida; Solanales; Solanaceae
Exons: 3
Coding region: 71-664 (197 amino acids)
Source: RefSeq, a predicted model, not a curated record